GCUCGCCACGCUUCGGGCACGGUGGCAAGCGACGCUCCGCUUCGCUCGCCACCUAAUUACUAAAGGUAAUAGUUGGUGGUGUGGAUACUAGAGCAUCUGUACCGCUGUCGUAGCUCCUCCCCCUUGUGUCGUGGCUCCUCCCCUGACGGAAAAGGUCCCUUAGGCCACUUGGAUCUAGCCUCAACCGAUUAAAACGGAUCACGGCGCACUUCCUAAGAUGUCAAAUGUGUAGAAUAAAUGGCGUCCAAAGUGACAGAUGCAAUAGUUUGGUACCAGAAAAAGAUUGGAGCAUAUGACCAGCAAAUAUGGGAGAAAUCUGUGGAACAAAGGGAAAUAAAGUUCAUUAGAUUGGGUUUAAGAAACAAACCAAAGAAAACUGGACAUGUAAAGCCUGACCUAAUUGAUGUGGAUCUUGUCCGAGGAUCCGCAUUUGCAAAAACGAAACCAGAAAGCCCGUGGACAUCUUUAACAAGGAAAGGAAUAGUUCGAGUUGUUUUUUUUCCCUUUUUCUAUAAAUGGUGGCUUCAAGUUACUUCAAAGGUCAUUUUCUAUUGGUUGCUACUUCUAUAUCUUCUUCAAGUUGCCUCAGUAGUAUUAUUCUCCAUUUCACCCGGGCCUCACUGUGUACCCAUCACUGAAGUAAUUGGACCAAUAUGGUUGAUGCUUUUGCUUGGAACAGUGCAUUGUCAGAUUGUAUCAACAAGGACUGUUAAAUCUCCUCCAAUCAUUGGUGGAAAAAGAAGAAGGAAAUUAAGAAAAGCAGCACAUUUGGAAGUACAUAGGGAAGGAGAUGGCUCUAGUACUACAGAUAAUACACAAGAAGGGACUUUGCAGAACUACGGUACAAGCACCUCUAACAGUAUUGGCGCAGUCUUCAGAGAUUUCUGGCAUGCUGCUUUCUUUUUAUCAGGUUCAAAGAAAGCCAAAAAUUCCAUGGACAAAUCUACAGAAACUGACAAUGGUUACGUGUCAUUAGAGGGGAGAUUGACAGGUAAAAGCAGCGAAGAUGGGGUUCAAGUGCAUGAGCCUCACAGUGAAACAGUCCACUCGGAAGAGGCUACAUGGGUGCCUGGAACAAACAGGAGUCAUCAUACUCAGACCAAGGCAAUGUACAGCAAAACCAAAAUGGAAGUGCAAAGAUCCCUAGCUAAUGUGUCUGAUGAGGUCUCCAGUGAAGAUGAUCCAAGCACAGGAUUCACAGCCAGACGUAACAUGACCCGUCUUCAUGGUGACAGUACACUCAGGAACAGAAAGUCUCAUCAUUAUAAAAAGCACUAUACAGCAGAGGACAUUCAAAAAUCAGGAACCAGUUGUAGUUCUCGCUGCUCAAGCUCUCGGCAAGAUUCAGAAAGCACCAGACCAGAGUCUGAAACAGAAGAUGUUCUCUGGGAAGACCUGCUGCACUGUGCAGAGUGUCGCUCUUCCUGCAGCAGUGAGACGGAUGCCGAUGCGAAUCAUGGAAACAUGUGCCUGAAAAGGGAAUUUAGAGAUGACCCUUUCCACCAGAGUCACUUACCUUGGCUGCAUAGCUCUAAUCCAGGACUUGAAAAAGUUAGUGCUAUAGUGUGGGAGGGAAAUGACUGCAAGAAAGCAGAUAUGUCUGUGUUAGAGAUCAGCGGAAUGAUCAUGAACAGAGUAAACAGCUACACCCCAGGAAUUGGAUAUCAGAUAUUUGGAAACUUAAUCUCUCUCAUCCUCGGUUUGACACCAUUUGCCUUCAGACUGUCUGAAUCCAGGGAUUUGGAACAGCUGGCCACACUGUCUGCCACAGAACUUUAUAUUGUCGCUUUUGGUUCCAGCAACGACAUCAUGGUCAUUUCCAUGGUGGUUAUUAGUUUUGUCGUCCGAGUUUCUCUGGUCUGGAUUUUCUUUUUCUUGUUAUGUGUAGCAGAAAGGACCUACAAACAGAGAUUAUUGUUUGCUAAAUUAUUUGGACAUUUAACAUCUGCCCGGAGAGCUAGAAAGUCUGAAGUUCCACAUUUCCGUCUAAAGAAGGUUCAGAAUAUAAAAAUGUGGCUAUCUCUUCGCUCAUAUUUAAAGCGAAGAGGACCCCAACGUUCAGUUGAUGUAAUAGUUUCAUCCGCUUUUUUACUGACCAUAUCAGCAGUAUUUAUUUGCUGUGCGCAGCUUCUACAUAUUCAUGAAACCUUUCUGGAGUGUCACUACAAUUGGGAACUAGUCAUCUGGUGCAUUUCAUUAACACUUUUUUUAUUGAGAUUUGUUACACUUGGAUCGGAAACCAGCAAAAAAUAUAGCAAUACCUCAAUAUUGUUGACUGAACAGAUUAAUUUGUACUUGAAAAUGGAGAAGAAACCAAACAAGAAGGAAGAGCUGACACUUGUCAACAAUGUCUUAAAAUUAGCAACAAAGUUGUUGAAAGAACUUGACAACCCCUUUAGGUUAUAUGGUCUUACAAUGAAUCCUCUGCUUUACAAUAUCACCCAGGUAGUCAUCCUGUCUGCUGUGUCUGGUGUUAUUAGUGAUCUGCUGGGAUUUAAUCUGAAGUUAUGGAAGAUCAAAUCCUAAUACUGAACAGAGUCCUUUUUCUACCAGUUCUCUGGAGCAAGAUUACAUUUUUCUGACAAGAUAUAAGCUGCCUCACAGCGGUAACUGUGCUUAUGUUCAGAAGCCGAGGACUGUGGCAAGACAUUUUUCAUAACUGAAGUGUUUACGUGUGACUGACUUGUGCAAUUUCUUUAUUUAUUUUACCUUGUCAGUGUUCAUUAAUUUUUAUUUUAGAUAUCUAUAUAUUCGUUUAGCUGCCAUCUGCCUAAGAUAUCUGGGCAUGCUCAGUCCAUCAGGGGAAGGCAAGCACAUGCUUCAUCAACCAAUGGAGAGGCAUAAAUUUGCCUUCUCCUAAUCUGUUUUUGUUUUUUUAAUUUAAUUUUGAGAGUUUUUUUCCUCUUGUGACGGCACGUGUGAUUUUAAAGUGGCAAAGAAAAUGGAUGUCAUCAACAAGAACUUUUAAUUUAUGCUUAAUACUGACUUACAAAUAGUCAAAAUUAUUUGUUUUUAUGGCAUUUAAGUGUCUUUUUGGUUAAGACAGUGUAACAAAUUGGUUACAGAAUCGAUACCUGGUGGUUCAAGGGGAGCAAUCACAAUUUUCCAUUUCUCAUAAUCCUUUACAUGUGUUGUUGAGUCAUGUAGUCCAAUAUCUCAAACGGUGUCAGGUUAGACAUACAUCUUUAUUCAUUCUUUAACCACUUAACUGACAAUUAUUUUCCCUUUAAAACUCUUCAUAACAUUAUUUUUUAUUAUUUUUUUUUAUUUAAUAAAGAUUAAAGUGAGUUGUUUUUUUAAAUAUUAUAUUAUACACAUCUGCAGAAUGUAUAUCCUCUUCAAAAACUGGGGGACACAGUGGGACAGCACAGUCGCAUGUGAUCUAACCAUGCCAGUUAAGUGUUUAAGGAAUGCAUUUUGUGUUUGUCAAACUUUAAAAUAAUUCAGUUGGUUACCAUCUGAAAACGUACAUUGUAUUCCCUAUCAGAGAUAUUAUUACAUUUCAGUGUUCAGUCUACUGUGGAAUGUAUAGAACAUGUUGACUUCCUGAAUGCAAAAGUAUAUACCAUCAAGAAUGCCCUGACUAGAUUUUAGAGCAGUUAUUCCCAAACUUUUUUCAAUCAUGGCACCCUAGAGUAUCAGAAUAAAUUUGAAGGUACCACUAUUCCACAAGUUUCUUACAGAAAAAUUAAAUUAAGUAAAUUGCGUAUAUACAGUAUGUAAUCCUUAGGUUCAAUUAUUUGGUGAGGGACAAGAUUCACUUUGGUUUGUACAGUACACAUAUUUGUGGUUGACAGCCACCAGCUCUGGCUUUGCGUAUAACACUGGCGAUAAAUAAUUUGAAUUGGUCCUAGAGCACCAAUCUAAGGCACCCCUGUAAGUUAUCUCGAUGCACCCCAGGGUGCCAUGGCACACAAUUUGGGAACCAUUGAUUUAGAGCUUAAAUAUUAAACUUUUGCAAUUAUAACAAAUGAGAUCUUGGCCAGCGUUUAUAAUUUAGUCGCCAACCAAUGCUAACAUUUCCUUGCAGGUGAGAGGUUAAUUAGUAGAAAUCUAAAGUGUUACCCUGAUCCUUUCCAGAGAUGAUCGUUCAUAAUACAUUAUCUGAAAAAGACAGUAAUAACUAAAGAUAGUAAUGUUAAAAGCAAAGUCAUGAUCAGAACUUGUUAUAAUCCACCUUAAACCACCUUACACUGAGUUAAUAUUAUUUUAAAAGGUUAAAUAUGCUCCUUAAUGAACUGCUAGUAUAGCAAUAAUUGUACAUGGCUACUAUCAUGUAUGAUUUGUAUGUUCUAUAAUGUACUUAUGACAAGUGUAUUUAUUAAACACUUUUUUGCAGUACUGUUGCAGAUGAGCACCUUUUAGUGUUACAUGUAUAUGCCUUGUCUUUAUUUAAAUUCAAUUUUGUUAUUUUGAACAGUUUUGUUAUAUGCUACAAAGGUAGUUCUGUCUAAUGCCAUUUCACAGGUUUGCGUUUCACAACUUAUAAAUGGUAUCUUGCUAUCCCAAUGCAUUUCUGAAAAAUGAUGCAAACAGGCAUUGCACAAAAAUACAUUUCUGGAUUUAGGCCUAGAGGUUUUGUUUCAAAUAUUAAGCUGACUUGGGUAAAUGCAGAAUCUGUAUUAUUUAAUAUUUGCUCCAUUAUAGGUUUAUGUUUAUUUUAUUUUAAAAAAAAAUAUAUAUGUGGGUGCCAAAAAAAAAAUAGUAGUAGUUUAUAUUGUACAGUGUUUCAUCCUAAAAUGUCCCCAUUUGCAAACGUGAAUUUAAGUCUCCGUAAAAGUGUUACAUUUUCUGUUCAGCAGUAUUAUCUUUAAAUAUGGGGUGAAUAAUUUCUGUAUGAUGGUAUCACAAAGCAAUACCAAGCUAGACACGUGAAAGUAGAUAUAGGGAGAUCACAAAGUAAAGGACUGAUAAUUUAAUACUAACCACAAAAGGUGAUAUUUAAAAGUAAUUGAUCUGUUGUUUGAGUAUUUAAAUUCUAGUACAAAAUAUACAAAUGCUGAUAUGUGUGAUCUCUUUAUGAAUAAAGAGGGAUUUCUUUUUGUAAGGUUUUUUUUUUUUAAUCGUUUGGUUGUUUGUUAACUGUUAAUCUCGGCCUUUUGCAGUCCUUGUUUCUACCUUUAGAAUUUAAUUUGCAUGCUUAUUUUGGCCAUAUAUUUUGCGUACUGAGCAGUGGGUUAAAGAAACCAUAUAAUCUAAUUCUAGCAAAAAUGUACUAAGCCUUAGAUAUGUGAUAAAGUAGAGAGAGAGAGCGAGCACCAGCCAGUCAGCUCCUAACUGUCGUGUUACAGGUUGUGUUUGAAAAAUGACAGCUAGAAGCUGGUUGGUUGAUAUCUUAUCUCUCCACUUUAUCACUCUCCAAGUGUUACUACAUAUGCCCCUCUGUGUACAAUCUGUAUUAGAAUGUAAAUGGCACUUACCUGCUGUCUUCUAAUGGGUCUAGUGAAGCGUCUCAUUACAACAACCCUCCUCUGCUACGUCAUAAACGUUCUUAUGUUUUAAUGAAUCAGCAUAUAAAGCUUUCUCUCUUUUGUCGUCAGCUAUGAUUACAGAGGAAAUAUGAUGCAGUAGUGGUCAGGAGUUUCAAGGCAGGUUCAAUGUCAUAUAAGGUCUAUUUUGCGCAUUAUGGGGUCUAUUCAAUUGAAGUAGGAACUGCCAUCUAGUCGGAAAGACGGCAAUUUCCAACUUUUUUAGGUCGAAUCAUGAUUCGACCUAUUCAACGGUCCUGCUAUUUUUUAGACGUGUCAGUUCCGUCUUGUCGGAAAACACGUGGAUCGGUGGAUUAGCCGCUGAUCCACGUGUUUUGUCGGAUUUGCAGCCAAAUCUGAAAGGUUUUAUUCCGGUUUUCGACAACGUCAAUCCGACUUUGGCAUUGUCGAAAACGGGCAAAACCAGUCUGAUUUGCCCGUCUAUUCAACGCAUGUCGGAUCCGACAUGCAUUGACUAAACCCCUAAGCCUCUACAAUAAAACUUCACAAAAUGGACUUUCAUUAAAUUAAAGGGUGCUGCUCUAGGCAAUAAAAUAAGCUUUCUAAAUAAACUUGGAUCUAACACACAUUGCAAAAAAUCCUAUAAUUUAAUAUUUUAAACUGACACCUUAAAGGAAAUGUAUUCUUUGGGACACACACAAAAAAAAAAAAAAAACCUUUUAAUCUCUUUAAUCAUAAUAGAAUUAUACAAACUAAGCAAGGUAGAACAAAGUGCUGUUUACAAAAAUCACUACCUGGGAUAAAUGUAGUUGGGUUAAAGGAAAAUAAGUGAACAAAUAGAAAUUUGUAAGAUUAACUUUAUAGCUGCACUACCACCUAGGUAAAAUAUUACGCUAGCCAUGGCUCUGUUUACUGCUACUGUCACCAGGACUCACCAGUUGUGUAGUACAAUCAGCAAAUUUAAGAUAACCAUCUAUAAAUCAUGGUUAAGGGGUGUGUUAGCGGGAUUGCCAAUCACAAACCGCAAUCCCUCCAAUUUUCAUCCAGGGCUUUAAGAAGGGUUUAGAAGUCCCACGAAAAACAGUUGCACAGUGCAGACCCUGGUUUAAUGUCUAUUAUGAAGGGAAACUUUAAUCAAAUCUCUUGAUAAUUGGUGGUAUAAAGAAGUUAUUACGUAUAAAUAGAAAAGUGGAGCAAUAAGUCAGGGUUUGUGAAAGUUCAUUUAGAUUAUGUAUUGCUUCCAGUAUUUUACAGUUCAAUAUGUGCAUGAAGGUCAGAACUGCUACCAGCCAGCUUAAAUGUCCUACUAGAAAUGAUAAAUCACACAUUGGGGAGCAGUUCUUUGUUAUGGUUUAACAAUAUACUGUGUUGGUUAUCUUAUGUAUUAUUCUUUACUCACUGACAUUUCAUUAAUCACCAAUGAUGCUUCAUUUGGUGGUUAACAAGCACUUUAUGUUGGAGGUCAGUGGGGGACAUUCCAUUCACCCUGAUGCUGUCACACACUAAAAGCAAGUAAUUGGAGCAGGCAGCUUUGGAAAAAAAAAACAACAUUAAUGCUCCUGGCCACAAAUACUAGUUAGGGUAGCAGGACUGAUUUACAUGCUUUUACUAGUGUUACGUGCUAGUGAAAUCUUGUAUUCUCAGGACACUGGUAAGAGCCCUGAUAAUCAUUGAUACAGAUGUAUCUAUGCACAAUAUAUUAUAAAUGUAGUGCUCAGAUUGUACAAGAUUCUUACUUGUGGAUUCCCACACACAUACUGCAACAUACGUUUUUAUAUUGUAACUUGUUAAUGACCAAAGUACAUUGUGUGUAGUGGAAAGAAAAGUGUGACAACAUGCUGAUUUCUUGAUGUGCUGCAUUUAUUUUAUGUGUUUGUAGUUUGAUUCUUACGAUAAGCAUUUUAUAAUGACAUUUUUCAAAAUAUGGUACAAGCCUUCACAGAACUACAUUUUGCACAAAAUAUAUAUUUUGGAAAACUAUUGUGUGAAUAGACCACAAGUUAAGGAAUAUGCUGUCAGGUUUUGACCUUCAAUAAAAACAUGAUCAAAUCCA
Molecule: messenger RNA, 7482 nt
Organism: Pseudophryne corroboree (corroboree frog)
Lineage: Eukaryota; Metazoa; Chordata; Amphibia; Anura; Myobatrachidae
Gene: PHTF2
Product: putative homeodomain transcription factor 2
Exons: 19
Coding region: 238-2526 (762 amino acids)
Cellular component (GO): endoplasmic reticulum
Source: RefSeq, a predicted model, not a curated record